AUAAAACCUCGGUGACAUUUCGUGUUCGACAGUGAUCCCAUGGUAUAUGGCAGUCGUAUUCAUGAUUUGGCGGCUCACGUGAAUGGUUUAAAAUAAACUAAACAGGAAUCAACCAAGCAUUCGGUUUAGGGCAUGGGGGUGUUUUCACAAAACACAAAACAACAUAAAAUCAGAUAUGGAAAAUUCGCUUUGCCUAUCAUACUACUGAUAGCGACAACCCCGAAGCAUAUCGCAAGAGUUGAAACCCGAAUUUCUUGUACACAUAAGUAUUGUGUUUGCGACAAACGUCCUUCAUUACAACGUGCGGAGAUAGCACGUACACAAGACCAAGGUCCUCCCCCGCCAAACAUUCAUCUAGUCAAUUAAAAUAUUGAAACAGAAGAUGUAUUAAAUCUGUUUCUUAACAGUUGACGAUUCCAAGUUGGUUUUGAAUUUACUUUACUUAUAAAUAUAGCUCAAACUAUAACUUGAAGGGCCCACCGUUAGUGGACACGUAAUAAAACUUGCAACUUUUAACGUGACAAUCACAUAGGGUACAAUAUAUGAUAAUAUGGAUGAUCAGAGCAUUUUUACUUAUAACCAGUUCACUGGACAGGGACGCGAUUUUUCAGAUAGGAUGACCCAAAAUGACUUCUGUAACUGGCAGGGUAACGUUACAAAUGACGUCACAUCUGGUUCGUCUAACGCCGCUGGAUUCCACCAAGGAAUUGAUCAGCCUGAUACGGUGAUGAUACAACGCCCCUCAACUAAUCUGUUCCCAAGUCCUGGUUACCCCACAAAGGGGCGUGGUUGCCAUCCCCAUAGAUCAAUUUAUGAAUGGAAAUUAGCUGAAGCUAGGGACAGGUGGCAAACAUUUGUAAAUUGGCCGCAGUAUAACCCAGUGCCUUCGACAGAUCUUGCGGCCGCAGGUUUUAUAUAUACAGGGCCCGCCGAUACCGUUAAGUGCGUCUUCUGCGACGGGCGACUUAGGAAUUUUGAGGUAGGAGAUACGGCUAUUGGAGAACACCAGCGCCAUUUUCCUAGGUGCGAGUUCGUCCUUGACUUUCAGAGAGACCCGAGUGUGUUUCACUUCGUGCAGGAAAAUCUCCGUGAAAAGCAACGGUCUUUCUUUCAACCGGAAAUACAUGCUGCGGCACAAUAUUCAGCAAACAAGUCUUGUUCCUACAACGAGACUAAUACGUUUCAGGUUCCCACUGACGUAACUGGGUCGCCGCAAUCUAAAAUGGGCAGUAGGAUGAUACCAGCGCGACCAGAAUUGUCCUCUUUCCCAGCUCGUUUAGCCACGUUUGCCAGAUGGCCACCAGGUAUAAAGCAGACCCCAAAUGUCUUAGCAGAAGCUGGACUUUACUAUUUAGGCGUGAAUGACAGCGUAAAGUGCUUUUUCUGCGAUGGGGGUUUGUGUAACUGGCAGCCGACAGACGACCCCUGGGAAGAGCACAAGACUUGGUUUCCGCAGUGUUGUCAUGUUUUGGAACACUUUCAGGAGAAUGGGCAAAGAGUUGGCGGAAAGGGCCAUGGGUUGACAACGGCAGCACAGCUAAAAUCGCUUGGGAAACCGCCAGCUGCACCAACAUCGAGCGCUUCAAAUGGUGGCUUAGUGUGCAUGACCUUCUCCUCCAACAUUUCCCCUCGCAAAAGAAAGAUUGAUAUGAAUAAACCAUAUAUCAAAGCGGCGGUAGGGGUCGUUGAUUGCUCCGAACACCACGCCAGGAAGGUCAUUAAGAAAUACAUCAAGGAAACAGGCAAGGAAUUUGAGAAUGCCGAGCAGUUUCUGGACUACCUACUGGAAAUGGAAGGCACGGCAAUAGAUUCCGACUCCUCGGACUCUGAAGCAGAAACAUCUUUAUGUGAAACCAUCCCCUCACCACAAUAUGGGGAGGAACAGCCAGUUGCAGCCAUUCUGAAGGAAAUUCCUGCUUCUCAAAAGUCACAAAUUUAUAGCAACCACCAAGCUAGCCAAUUUGUUAAUGGGCAAGACAAAGACAUGGCCGAGGCGUUAAGAUUAGAAAAUCAGCGCCUCAGGGAUGAAAGAAUUUGUAAAAUCUGCAUGGACGCUGAUGUCGCUGUAGUGAUUCUUCCCUGCGGCCAUUUUGUGUGUUGCGAAUCAUGUGCUCCCGCGCUGAUGAAGUGUCCCAUUUGCCGGGUGGACAUACGAGGGACAGUGAAGACGUAUAUGUCUUGAAGAAGGGAUAAUGAUCUUUCAAGCCUUUCUCUAGUACUUGUAUGUCUUGGGGAAUAUGUACGCUUCAGGUUAUAGAAAAGUUCUUCAGUUUCCUAAAGAAGGGAUGGUCCAACUGCCCAAUGCCUCUAUUCCCCAAAGGGCACAACUGACAACAUGUUCAUGAUGUUCAUGCACUUGGCUUUUUAAAAAGUUCAGCGUCUACAACUGAUGUCCGGGAAUCCCGCAACAAUGCAAUUCAAAGGCAGCGUUAAUGGUUAACGAAAACACACAAAAAAAUAAAUAAAUAAAGGUGAAAUAAUGAAAAAAAACAGGUGUGAACAACAGUAGUAAUGCAUUAGAAAAAAGACUGAGUUUCAUAUUUUCUAGUCAAACAUGUUUAGUUAUAACAAAACUUACAUUUAAUUUUGUUAUCAACAAGUGGAACAUACAUAUUCAUGACAACAUUAACUGGCCCGAUCAGGUCGGUAUUCUCCAAGACCGUUAGCCUGGCAAGUUUUUUCUGGCUGGCCUUGUUAUAUGCGCACAAAUGACACACAGAGUUUCUUUGUCCAUUAUGUUAUUCAUUCACCUCUAGGGUGUCAAAAUAUGUGACAGGCCUACGUGGUCACCAUGAGCCUCAGUUUUCUGUCAACAAGAUAAGUUAUUUUAUAUAUAUUUACAUUAUAUAUUACACUGCAGUGUCGUGGGCUGCAGGGAUAAGGGCUCCUAUCACCCAAAGACUGGUGUAUGGUUAUAACCAUUGUAUA
Molecule: messenger RNA, 2928 nt
Organism: Lingula anatina
Lineage: Eukaryota; Metazoa; Brachiopoda; Lingulata; Lingulida; Lingulidae
Product: baculoviral IAP repeat-containing protein 7-A-like
Source: RefSeq, a predicted model, not a curated record